UUCUCUUUUUGUCAAUACUAAUUUCAAAUCAUUUUAUUUUUUAUUUUUCAUUUUCCCAAAAAUAAUUACCGUUAUUUUCUCUCUAAAAUCUCCAUGUUGCUUUACUUCUAAGCUUUGGAAGAGAUCCAUUUCUCUCUCCCACAUCUCUCUCUCUCUCUAACCAUUUUUUGCAUUUUCAAUUUUCACACAGAUAAAAAAAACACCAUUUUCGUGACGCAACAGAUUCAUUAUUUUAUUUCAACCAAAAAAAAAAAGUUGAAGGUUCAUGGCUGCUCCACCGGCUAGGGCUCGUGCCGAUUACGAUUAUCUCAUUAAGCUUCUCUUGAUCGGCGAUAGCGGUGUUGGAAAAAGUUGCCUUCUUUUGCGUUUUUCUGAUGGUUCCUUCACCACCAGUUUCAUCACAACUAUAGGCAUUGAUUUUAAGAUAAGAACUAUUGAGCUUGAUGGCAAACGGAUCAAGCUCCAAAUUUGGGAUACUGCAGGGCAGGAGCGGUUUCGAACAAUUACAACAGCUUACUACCGUGGUGCUAUGGGCAUAUUGCUAGUCUAUGAUGUUACAGAUGAAGCAUCAUUUAACAAUAUCAGGAAUUGGAUUCGCAACAUUGAGCAACAUGCUUCGGACAAUGUUAACAAAAUACUGGUGGGAAACAAAGCAGACAUGGAUGAAAGCAAAAGGGCUGUGCCAACAUCCAAAGGCCAAGCACUGGCUGAUGAGUAUGGAAUCAAAUUCUUUGAAACUAGUGCAAAAACAAAUCUAAAUGUGGAGGAAGUUUUCUUCUCCAUAGCAAGAGACAUAAAACAAAGGCUUGCCGACACUGAUAACAAGGCAGAGCCAACAACCAUCAAAAUCAACCAAGACUCUGCAGUGGGGGCUGGACAAGCUGCGCAAAAAUCUGCUUGCUGUGGUUGACACAUUUUACAUGUUGGUGGCCACAUUAUCGGAGGAAACAAGAAAUUACUUGUAUGAUGAAUGAUGAUCAUGAUGCUGACUUGUGCUUAAUGUUUUCAAUGUGUCUAUUAAUUUUAUGUGUGAUAAGUAGUUUCUGACUAAUAUUGAAUCAAGAAUUGAAUGUGAUUGUGAUGAAUGCAUGUCUAACUACUUCUAAUUUGAUUGGGAUUGGAAAGUACCUAUUUUUUCACUGUAUAAACGUGCUGAUCAAUGGUGAGUAGUGAGUUGUUAAUUCACAUUUCAAAA
Messenger RNA from Cicer arietinum (chickpea), 1195 nucleotides. Its product is annotated as ras-related protein RABE1c. The record is from RefSeq and is a predicted model, not a curated record. Gene Ontology annotation, molecular function: GTPase activity; GTP binding. Lineage: Eukaryota; Viridiplantae; Streptophyta; Magnoliopsida; Fabales; Fabaceae.